This is a messenger RNA of Drosophila subpulchrella, 3326 nucleotides long. RefSeq names its product structural maintenance of chromosomes protein 5 (gene SMC5). Gene Ontology annotation, cellular component: Smc5-Smc6 complex. The transcript has 16 exons. The record is from RefSeq and is a predicted model, not a curated record. Gene Ontology annotation, molecular function: ATP binding; ATP hydrolysis activity. The coding region runs from base 120 to 3224 and encodes 1034 amino acids. NCBI's taxonomy places the organism in Eukaryota, Metazoa, Arthropoda, Insecta, Diptera, Drosophilidae. Gene Ontology annotation, biological process: double-strand break repair via homologous recombination.
CGUGCAAAUAUGCCCUAAUGCGAAACUAAAAACUAAAAAGCGCGGAAUUGUAUUUGAAACAAUUGUUGAUUGUUUAAAUAAAAUUAUUCGCCAACUCGGGUGAAAACCUAUGCCUCGUAAUGGCGGGACAGCGUACCUUAAGUUACAAGCAACUGACGGGUCGCAUACAUUCCGUUUACUGCAAAGAUUUCGUCUCCUACAGCGAGAUAACGUUCCACCCGAAGCACUAUCUUAAUGUCCUGACAGGUCCGAAUGGCAGUGGCAAGUCCACAAUUGUGUCAGCCAUUAUUCUGGGCCUGGGCGGGGAACCGAUUCUCCUGGAUCGCUCCGCCAGCGUUGCUGACUACAUACAGAGCAACAAAACCACGGCCACGAUUAUUGUUCGGGUUUACGGACGCGCAGCCAACACCACGGAGACCUUUCGGCGCAUCAUCAAGUCAAAUGGCUCGUCCACCUUCUCCGUAAAUGACAAGGACACCUCCAAGAAGAACUUCCUCGCGACCGUAUCCUCCUACAACAUACAAGUCAGUAAUUUAUGCCAGUUCCUCCCGCAGGAUCGGGUUCAGGACUUUUCCAAGAUGAAUCCUCAAGAGCUUCUUCUCAACACAAUGUCUUCCGUGUGCGACGAUGAACUUACCAACAGCUUCAAUCUUUUGAAGCAGAUGCGCACACAACAGGCAAAUACUCACUCCAACCGGGAAAAAGAGAAAAGUGAUCUUGCUAAAAAGCAAAAACGUUUGGAACAGUUGCAAAUGACCGUUGCCCAACAUAAAGAACGCGAAGAAGUCAAGCAAAAGUUGCAAAUAUACAGCGCCAAGAAAUUGUGGGUGGAGACCCUGGCUGGAGAAGCAAAAGCCGCACAGUUAAAACCCCAAGUUAAAAAGGCCAAAACUCAAAGCGACAAAUUAAAGGAGCAACACAACCAACUUGUUCAGGCACAAGAGCAAAUUCAGAGGACAAAGGUGUCCCUAAGAGAGGCUUGUUUGGAAAAGACGCGUUUAUUAGACAAAGCUGUUGCAGAUCGAAAUGCCAUAGAAAGUCAACUAGAUUCUCUAAAACAAGGGAUUCGAGAAAAUAAAUAUGAAUUGGAGCAAAACAUUCAAAAAUCAUUAAGAAAUGCCUCAGAAGCUGAUAAAGUAAAACAGUUACUGGAAAAUAAAAAUUACGAGUUAGAAGACUUCUACAAAAACAGACCCCAGAUUCUUUCAGAACUUGAAAGGGUUAAGGAAUCAUGCGCAGCGGCUCGUAGUAAAGCCAUGGAACAGUAUAAUAGACGAAAACAACUUGAACAACAACUAAAUGAUGAAAAGAUUCCAGAAAUUACAGCCUAUAAACAUAAAAUAGAACGACUGAGAAACGUGAAAAUGCAAAAAAUAGAAGAAAUAAGAAUGAAAAAUCCAAAUUUGGUUAAAGCUAUGAACUGGUUGGCACAAAAUAAACAGCGGUAUAAAUUAAACGUUUAUGACCCAAUGAUACUUGAGCUGAACGUAGAAAAUUAUGAAGACGCCAAAUAUCUGGAAAACGUUGUAUCGCAGCGCGAUUUAUUUGCCUUUGCAUGCGAGGACAAGGAAGAUAUGUCGGACUUAAUUAACGAGUUAUGUGUGAAGCAAAAAUUGGGAGUUAACAUUAUAUUUUGCGCCCCAGCCGAUAGGGUCAUGUAUAGUCCAAGUAUUUCAAAAAAUGAUCUGCGCUCCUUAGGUUUUCGUGCAUAUCUUGUGGAACUUGUUACCGGACCAAUACCCUUAAUAAACAAGCUGUGUGCCUCCUAUUCAAUUCAUAACAUUCCAAUUGGUUCCGAAGCCGUGGGCAAUAACACUUCAUCAAUUCCAAAAAACAUUCGAGUUUAUUUUGGCGGAAACAAGAAGUUUGUUGUGACAGCAUCUCGUUAUCGUUCCGAUACCAUUCUUACGGAGAGCACUAUCCGGGGAAAAAAUCAACUUAUUACAGUAGACUCACAACAAUUGGCUCAGGUGAUGAGACAGUGUUCCGAAGCUGUGAGAGAGAGCGACAACAUUAGGAACGCCAUAACGAAGACCGACAACGACUUUGAACGCUUACAAGCGGUUACAAAGGAUGAGCAAGAUAAAAAACGAAAGCUGGAUCAAAAGCUGACUCAUUUUAAUAAUCUUAAAAGCGAAGUUGAAACUCUCAGGAGGAAGUUGGAAAUCCUUCAGAAAAACGAUGCACUGGACGCUCUUAAAAAUAAUUUUAACAAAAGCUUGCAAAGAGAUUUUAAAAAAAUAAUUGAAAUAGAGAUCAAAUUGUGCAGUUGCUUGCAAACUGUAGAACGUCAUUUGAUUGAAAAGAAAUUGGCCCAGACAAAGUCUUCUGUUUAUAUGGUGCAACACGAGAGUCAAAGUGAAGCACUCAAGGAAAGCGAGCAACUGAGUAUAUCAGCAACCAGGGACUUCCAAAAAUUAAUGCAGAGCUUGGAAGAUCAGAUCAGCGAUGUUAACAAACGAAAGAGCGAUAUCCAGCGGCUUUGCGAUGGGGAAAUUCCAACCAGUACAAAAUUUCCCUUUAAAAAGGAAUUUAAAGAUUUGGAAAACAUGGAUUUGCCCGGGAUACUUGAAGCAAUACAUGACUUCCAGGCACGAUUAGAGUGCAUGAAAAGCGUCAACUCGGAGGCAAUCGACAGCUAUCAACAGUUGCAAAACGAAGUCAAAAGGCUGGAAGAGGGAAUACAAGAGUCUGUUGACCAAGCAAAAACUAUCGAGAAUGAAAUGUCCAAUUUAUACGACAAAUGGGAGCCCAAACUAACUAGCUUGGUAGAAACAAUUAGUACCAAAUUUAGCGAGUUUAUGGAGUCUAUUGAAUACGUUGGGGAAGUUGUUUUAUCCAAAACUGAUAAAUACGACUUCGAUUCAUACGGUAUUCAGAUAAUGGUGCAGUUUAGGAGAAAUGUCCAGUUGCAGCCGUUGGAUAAGUUUAUUCAAUCUGGUGGCGAACGCGCUGUGUCAAUUGCAAUUUACUCUUUGUCAUUGCAACACGUUACUCAUGUGCCAUUCAGGUGCGUUGAUGAAAUUAAUCAGGGUAUGGAUGCCAAAAACGAACGUCAUAUAUUCGAUUUACUCCUUAAAGAAGCCACGAAGCACGGCUCGGCACAGUAUUUGUUUGUAACACCUAAGUUGCUUCGAGACCUGAACUACAACGAACAUUUAUGCGUUUCAAUUGUUCACAACUCAAAAACUGUUUGUGAUGGUAUGAAAUUCCCUAAAAUAUAAAAAACGGGUUUUCAGAAGACUUCUAAUAUGAAUUUGUUGUCAUUUUGUCUAUUUAUGUUUUAUUACCAAGUUAAAAUAAAAGAAUGCUAUAUUUUUUGUUAA